This is a messenger RNA of Rhizopus microsporus ATCC 52813, 255 nucleotides long. RefSeq lists its product as uncharacterized. Bases 1 to 255 code for a protein of 84 amino acids. The transcript is spliced from 2 exons. NCBI's taxonomy places the organism in Eukaryota, Fungi, Mucoromycota, Mucoromycetes, Mucorales, Rhizopodaceae. The record is from RefSeq and is a predicted model, not a curated record.
AUGGGGCUUUUUGAAAAGAUUAAAUCCAGUGUUGAGAUGUGGAAGAUAGAAAAAUAUACCAAGCGUCGACCAGUGAAUGUUCCUGACUUUGAGCAGAAAGACCGAGAGUUUUAUCGUCAACAUUAUAAAGAUGGCGUCUAUCUUCAUCAUCAAUCAGGAACAGCGUCAGGAGAUUCAUUUAAAAGAAAGACUUCAUUACUACGUACAAGGAGUGAAAGAAUAGUGCGCUCAUCCGAAAAUUACAAUAGUUCCUAA